AACGCGAACGCACACGCUUCGAUUGUGGGCGCUGCCACCGGAAACCAAGUUGAACCCAGUGCCUCUAACUAACCAACAAAAUUAGAAAAUCAAAUUCAAAUUGCCCACGAGGACUGCGUAACUGCGAAACGAAAGAAAAUUCAAUUUCAAUAAAAUCAAUAAAGGAAAAUCAACAAAUGAAAAUAUCAAAAGAGUGUGGCGCAUAAUUUAAUUUAAAACGACAAACAACUAACGAUACGAGAACCCUCUGUUUUAAGCCAGCGAUAAAACCGCUCUGAAACCAAACUGCAACCAAACCGACAAACCCAGUUACAAGCGAGACAAAAUCAACAACAUUUUUUGGAAUUAAUUUUAUUUGAUGCGCGCGCUCAUAAAAAUUUACAUAGAAAGGCAGCCAGCAGGACCAACGGAACACAAAAAAUAAAUACACCCGACAAGAGCCAGAGCCAGAGCGACGGGAGCGACAAAAGUGAAUUGGUUAACCAUGGAAAGGGCGUAACUGGCAACUGCUGACCCAGGCCAUAUAACUUUAGAUGAGCGCGCCACUGUGCCACAAUUUCGUUUUACACCUGUCGAAGCUGCCACACCCACGACGCCGAGCAACUUUUUCCAACUCGCCAGUAAAAACAAUAAUAACAAAACAAAAAGCAACAAAAACCAAAACGAGAGCAACAUCAGUGAUAUGGAACAGUGCAUAGCAGCAAAGUCAAAAAAGGAAACAGACCAGAGUUCAAUGCAGCAGCAAACUAGCAAUUAUCAAAAGAAAUGCCACCAAAAUCAAACCAGUACUCAGGUAGAGAGCACUUACACAAGCAACAGCGACAGCGAGAGCAGCACAAGCAGCAGCCACAGAGAUCUAGACCACCUGAGAAAGCAACUAGAAAACCAACGAGCAACAUUACAAGCAACAUUAUCAGAUUUGAGCAGAAGCAGCAGCAACAUUAAUAGCCACAAUAUUAAUAACAUAAUUAAUAACAUUAACAGCAGCAGCAACUUUAAAAGCAGCAGAAGCAACUUUAGUGACAAGAGCAACACCACCAGCAACAGCGAUCGUAGCAACCUUAAGAGCAACAUCAGGGAAAGCAAUAGCAAAAACAACAGCAACAAAAGCAGCAGCAACACUAUUUACACCUGCAGCAGCAAAAGCAGCUACAAGAGUUGCCAAAGCAGCACUAGCCACGCUAGCAACACUAGCAGCAACACCUCCUUUGGCAACAAUAAUUGCUGCACACAAUUAAACACGCUCUACUCGCUGCUGGUGCUUUUGAUAGUCGGCCUUGCCACCGCCAAUGCAGCCUCCAAUCCAAAUCCCUCACCAUUUGCCCGCGAGAGCAGGCGCGAUGCUCUUUUGGCCUAUUACAAGCGAGCCCACCUGCCGCCGCCGCCGAGUGGCGGCAUGCUGGCCUCCUCCACCUAUGGGAACUCCCAGGAGCGAGAGUACCAUUUGCGUGAUGCAUCCGGGCUGGAUUUUGACGAGCUAACGCCCACCGUCAGUGUGGUGUCCGCACUGAGUCGAGCGGAGCGGUUGCGUAAGCGCAGCGCCACACCAACAACGCCAGCCACAGUCGCCGCCACAGCAGCGGGUGCAUCAGCAGGAGCAGCUGCCACAUCCUCGAAGUCCAGUCCCAGUGAGGGAGGAAACAGUAGUAGCAACAGCAGGAAACCGGAGGAGAAAUGCGAGCCUAGAGUCCUGGAAACGCAGCCAGAUGAGCCGUUUUACGACUUCACCGACAUCGCCGAGGAUGCCGCCCGGCAGUUUAUUGAAUUUUUAUCGAGUAAAUUCCCAAAUGCCAAUACCCCGAUUACCAUCGAUGAGCCAACACGUGCGGAGGUGAGUCGCCGAGCAAAUGGCAUUGCCAGCUAUGCCCUCAACGAAGACGACAAUCUUCUGGCUUUUGCCAUUGCCGCUCCCAGCAUUCACACGGUGGUCGUUAAAUUCAGGGAUAACGUUACGAUACCACCGGAUCAGGUGCAUAAUAAGGCGUAUUUGGGCUCCUAUUGGCGGGAGUUGGGUGCGGCCUGGAACAGCACGGAUGGCACACAGGAGUGGGGAGCUCCCUUUCGGGACUGCAACCUGUUGACGCGUCGCUGGUUAUGGCCGUUUCGCAUAUCCUUCAGCGAGCAUAGAAUCAAAAUUGUGGCGGCUGCUUUUAUAGCUGCCGAUGAGGAUGUGUGCAACGAUGGCCUGGAGGAAGUUUUUGGUCGUCGUCAUGGUUGCGAUCGAAAUACAACUUUUUGCCUGCUCACCGAAAACAAACCCGCUGCCACACGGGACGUGUAUACGUGUCUGUGCCGGGAAUCCUACUAUUUGCCCAACGCCACCCUUCAGGGAUUCCGUGGCGAUAUGGUAGAGCUGUCCGAGGGCUUUGACAACUACUCUUGCAUUCCCUGUCCUGGGGGAUGCUCGAAUUGCGAUAACAACGGAGUCUGCUUGACUUAUCAGGAGGAGGAAGUUCUCAAUAUGGACGCCUGCCUACGUCUACUGGUGGCCAUUGUCCUAGGGGCCUGCAUCCUAUGCUGUGUGGUCUUGAGCGUGAUUGUGUUCAGGCAAAGAAAGUGCAAGGCCAUUGCCUCGGGCAUGUGGACUGUGCUGGAGACGAUACUGCUGGGCAUUGUUUUACUUUAUGCAUCCGUUGCCGUCCAUUUCUUUCCCGCCUCCACGGAACGUUGCCUCCUGGAGCCUUGGCUGCGCGAACUGGGCUUCAUCACCUGCUAUGGCGCCAUUAUCCUGAAGCUAUAUCGCCAUUUGGUGGACUUUCGCACCAGGAAAGCUCAUCGCUGGGUUCUGCGCGAUGUGGACCUGCUCAAGUAUCUGGGAACGAUGGUGUUUGCCGUCAUCUGCUAUAUGGCCGCCUUUACGGCCUCCUCGUUGGAUCUGCUGGAAAGCGCCCAGCUGGAGAGUCUGCGGGAGGCGGACACCAAUACCUGCCAUCCGCUCAAGUGGGAGCUGGUCACGCAGACCAGCGAGAUGCUCAUCCUAUGCUUUGGACUCCAUCUGUCCAUAGCCAGUCGGAAUGCCAAUACUCAGUUCAGGGAAAGGCAAUUCCUGGUGACCGCUUUGACGCUGGAGUUCCUGGUCUCUUCGAGCUUCUACUUCCUGCGCUUUGUCUACCUGCCGGAAAUGAGUCCCAGCGCUAUUUUGCUGGCUCUGUUUGUGCGCUCGCAGCUGACGAACAGCUUCGCCUUGGGUCUGAUAUUUGUGCCAAAGUUGUGGUAUCAGCACAAGCAGGUUCGUUCGCUAGCGUAUGAUCUAUCAAUACGUUUACCUGUGGAUGCUUUCAAGGGUACCUCGCACGACGCCGGCCAGCGGCUGGGCGGCGGCUAUGCCGGCCUCUGUCUGGGCGAUCCGGACAUUGGGGAGCUGACCAUAUCCGAAAUGAGUCCCGAGGACAUACGUGCCGAACUCAAAAGACUGUACACGCAACUGGAGAUUCUGAAGAACAAGACCCUGCGACAGGACAAUCCGCACAUCAGCAAGCGACGUGGCGGACGCAAGGCGGGUCAUCGUCGCUUCUCCUUGCAGGCUCUAAGUGCCAAACAUCGCAGCAACAAGCACCACCAGGACAUCGAGAUCACCGAGGCGGAGCCAUCGCGCACGCCCGAGGACUCGGUGUGCAGCGCCGAAGGACCCACGGACACCUAUGCAGAAAUCUCUGGAGUGUCCCACUCAAUGCUCUCCCACUCGAUGGUCUCCCACUCCGUUGUCUCGCACUCAAAGUAAGGAUAUGGAUGCUCGCGCAGGAAGCUCGUUCGUUAAAGCUUAAGUAAUAUCGGAUCAGAGAGGGUUAUUUGUACAUAAGUAUUAAGUACGAUGCAUGUUGGUCUAUGUAGAUAAUAUAUGUAUAUGUGUGAGCGAGGGUUAGUUAUUAUAAUAUAAAAU
Molecule: messenger RNA, 3880 nt
Organism: Drosophila kikkawai
Lineage: Eukaryota; Metazoa; Arthropoda; Insecta; Diptera; Drosophilidae
Source: RefSeq, a predicted model, not a curated record